AUGGCAAUUCCUCAAGUUGGUAUUAACGGUUUCGGUCGUAUUGGACGUAUUGUCCUCCGUAACGCUCUCCAAGCUAAGAGCAUCCAAGUCGUCGCUGUCAAUGACCCCUUCAUUGACCUCGAAUACAUGGCUUACAUGUUCAAGUACGACUCUACCCACGGUCGCUACGAAGGUGAAGUCUCCAUCAAGGACAACAAGUUGAUCAUUGACGGCCAAGCUGUCACUGUCUUCAACGAGAAGGAACCCGCCAACAUCAAGUGGGCCUCCGCUGGCGCUGACUACGUUAUCGAGUCCACUGGUGUUUUCACCACUCAAGAGACCGCUUCCGCUCACUUGAAGGGUGGUGCCAAGCGUGUCAUCAUCUCUGCUCCCUCCAAGGACGCUCCCAUGUACGUUGUUGGUGUCAACACCAACGAGUUCAAGCCCGAAGAGAAGGUUGUCUCCAACGCCUCUUGCACCACCAACUGCUUGGCUCCCUUGGCUAAGGUUAUCAACGACACCUUCGGUAUUGAAGAAGGUUUGAUGACCACCGUCCACGCUACCACUGCCACCCAAAAGACUGUUGACGGUCCUUCCCGUAAGGACUGGCGUGGUGGCCGUACCGCCGGUGACAACAUCAUCCCCUCUUCCACCGGUGCUGCCAAGGCUGUCGGCAAGGUCAUCCCUGCCCUCAACGGUAAGCUCACUGGUAUGGCUUUCCGUGUCCCUACCUCUGAUGUUUCCGUUGUCGACUUGACCUGCAAGCUCGCCAAGCCCACCACCUACGAGGACAUCAAGGCUGCCGUCAAGGCCGCCGCUGAGGGCCCUCUCAAGGGUGUGCUCUGCUACACCGAAGACGCUGUUGUCUCUGCUGACUUCAUCGGUGACACCCACUCUUCCAUCUUCGAUGCCACCGCCGGUAUCCAACUUUCUCCCCAAUUCGUCAAGCUCGUCUCUUGGUACGACAACGAAUACGGUUACUCUCGCCGUGUUGUUGACUUGGUUGCCCUCACUGCUGCCCGCGACUAA
Molecule: messenger RNA, 1008 nt
Organism: Schizosaccharomyces osmophilus
Lineage: Eukaryota; Fungi; Ascomycota; Schizosaccharomycetes; Schizosaccharomycetales; Schizosaccharomycetaceae
Gene: gpd3
Product: glyceraldehyde 3-phosphate dehydrogenase Gpd3
Exons: 1
Coding region: 1-1008 (335 amino acids)
Biological process (GO): glucose metabolic process
Molecular function (GO): NAD binding; NADP binding; oxidoreductase activity, acting on the aldehyde or oxo group of donors, NAD or NADP as acceptor
Source: RefSeq, a predicted model, not a curated record